AUGUCCGACCCCCAAAACGGAGGAGGGCCGGUGACCUUCGUGCGCCGCGACGUCUCCGUCAACUCUGUCAAGCUCUCCGAAUUGCUGGAGCAGGAAGCCCAUCAACGCUACCUCGAGCAGGAACUCCGCCGAUACGAACCGGGUGAGAAGCUCACCCUCUAUCCCCGCGACCCGGGCGCGCCUCACGGGCUCCCAGACUACGAGAAGCCACCCGAACAUGACCUCCCCGACGGCUGGAUCCCAUACUUCGACCCCACCACCGAGGUCUCUGUGCAAGAAGAGGCCCAAAUCGAGGUACUUGAGGUCAUCGCCGGCGGCACCAAGCGCGGAGCCCAGCUGCUGCUCUGCAAGGUCCUCAAAGCACCCGCGCCGCCGCCGCCGGAUCUGCCGUGCUACCACAUGUCUUUCGACGUCGGAAUGAAGCUGGUUCUAAAGGUGUUCGAUUCCAUCUUCUUCCCGGAGGUCUGGGACUGGCAUUGGACCCAGCUAGCUGUUCCCAAAGACGUUCGGGUUGACGGCCGUCUCAGCCGCCAGGCAAACGUUUACCAGCACCUGUUCAGCAAAGGAAUAACUGGGCACCCUCACAUCGUCCCGCAGUAUCACGGCAGCUGGGCGAUGAAGUUCGCUGUCGGAGACUCAUCUGAGACGCAAUGGAGAUGCGCUGGGGCCGUCCUCAUCGAGUAUAUCGAGGGCACCUCCAUGGAGGCCUUGUGCGACCGCGACGAAUACGAGCGAAUGGUCCCCGAGACUGGAUUCCUAAGCCUGCCCAGCUCUGCGGAUGGCAGCUUGGGGGUCCCUUUCAACGACUUGACCAACAGACUGAGAGUCUUUAAAGCGUUUCUCGACGGCCUCGUGUCCUUCCUGCACACGGGAUCCCACCUUCAGACCUAUAACCCCCCGGACGUCUUCCUCACGCUGGGAAAUAACGGCGUGGACCUCAACGAGCCCCGCGUCGUCAUCCUCGACUACAGCCAUUGCGUCGUAUGGUCGCAGACAAUUCAGAGCAAGAUUGGCCGCGCAGAUGAGGUCGACACGAAAUUCCCGGCAGUGCCGAGCAGACUGCUUCUCGACAAACACCCGAACGAGCGGCUGCCAAACCCCCCUCAUCCCGCUUGGAUGUUCAACCACAUGACCUUCUCCGAUUUCGCCGGCUGGUUCCCGUCUGAGUGGAUGAAAGACGAGGCGGGGUUUGAGCAGUGGGUCGAAGCCGAAUUUGGAGAGCCUGUGGAAAGGAAGUACUCGACACUCGAGACACUGAAUAACGCCAUGGAUCUCGCAAUUGCUGAUGCGGUGCGGCUGUACGCAUCUGAGAGGGGUAUCCACCCCGACGACGCCUACACGAUAAGGGACAGCUUUGACGACCACCAGCUGGGAGCCUGUUUCGGAGAGCCCGAUCCGAUGCUGCUGCGGGACCCAGAUGCUUUGAGAAUACAUGUGGAACACUUGCAAGAGCUCCAAGAGACAACUCUCACGCAGAUGCGCCGCGAGAAGUCAGUUCUAGAGAAACUUGCCCGGGAAGAGGCCCCUCAGGACGCGAAACCGGUGCAGGCGCCCUAG
This is a messenger RNA of Colletotrichum higginsianum IMI 349063, 1557 nucleotides long. RefSeq lists its product as uncharacterized. The record is from RefSeq and is a predicted model, not a curated record. The coding region runs from base 1 to 1557 and encodes 518 amino acids. Lineage: Eukaryota; Fungi; Ascomycota; Sordariomycetes; Glomerellales; Glomerellaceae. The transcript has a single exon.